This is a messenger RNA of Manis javanica (Malayan pangolin), 3132 nucleotides long. NCBI's taxonomy places the organism in Eukaryota, Metazoa, Chordata, Mammalia, Pholidota, Manidae. The record is from RefSeq and is a predicted model, not a curated record.
AUGACGAUACAGUUAUGAGAAAAGGAGAAAUUCACUGAAAUGUACUCACCUCUUCUGCUUUUCCCCGGGAUGCAGAAGUGGGUUCAGGGGGCCAUGGCCCUCCAGUCAGGCCUUCAGGGCCUUGAGGCUGAGGCGGCUGAAAACCUGGUCCUGCUAGGCACGGGCAGCCUCGCCCUGUAUGAUCCACCCACCUGCUGGCCUGACCUAGCCGCUCAGUUUCUCCUCUCAGAGCAGGACUUGGAAAGGAGCAGACUGGUAGCUGAGCUCAGCGGAGCUGUCCAGGUGUGCAUCCACACAGGGGAUCUGGGGAUGUCACUGAGGACCUGCUCCUGGGCUUGGCAGGACUCCAAGGUGACCCCCCAACCCCCGCUCCAUGCCAGCCCAGGCCUCACUUCAGCCCUGCUGACAUGGGGUCUGCAGGCGGUGGUGCUGACGGCCUCAGAGCUGGAGGAGCAGCUGAAGGUGGGUGCCUUAUGCCACAAGCUGGGCAUCUGCUUUCUGGUGGCUGACACCUGGGGCCUGGUGGGGCAGUUCUGUGACUCCAGUGGCCUCACUGUGCAGGACCCUGCAGAGGCAAAGCCCCUGACGCUGCCCUCCGGCACAGCCCCCAGGGGGUGCAAAGGCAUGGUGCUCACUGUUGACCAGGAGGGGCCUACUGGAGCAUGUGGGAGGCAGGCACGGGCACCCCCAGGCAAGCCCCCUCUCGUCCAGGGCUCUCCCGCCGUUCUCACUGCGAGAACAGAGGCUGAUGUCCACCGCUCCUGUGAUGGGGACUCAGUGACUUUCUUGGGCAUUGGGGGUGGGGCUCAACUGCUGUGCUCCCAGCCUGGCGGAGAGCCGGGGAAGCCCACCUCCUCCAACUCCACGCUCAGCCCCCAGCCCCACAGGGCCCUCGGCCUUGUCCUGGAGACAGCUUCUCCCUCCACCAUCCUCGAGGGGCAGCAAGGUUGGGGGCACGACGCGGGACAGGAGGGCGUGUGGGAACUAAGGUCUGGCAUCAUGCUGACUAGGCUGGUUCUCCUCCAGGGGACAGGACCGCUUUCUGUGCACUGCACCAGGCCCAGCACCGCCAUGGCCUCCCAUGGAGGCCCUGACGUGUGUGCAGAGAUGGCGGUGGGCCGGGCCCAGGCACCAGAACCCCUGAAGGGGACGGGCGAGCCAUGACCUGAGCUGCUAGAUGAGGCCCAGUGUGUGGGUGGCCUGAGCGCCGUGGCAGCCUUGCUGGGUGAGGCUGCCCAGGAAGUGCUGGAGGCAGUCUCCUGGAAGCUCAUGCAGGGCCAGUGGCUCUACUUGGGUGCCCUCCACUGUCUUCCAGAAGAUGGGGACCCCCUUCCCAAUCCUGAGGACUUCACAAUGGUGAGGAGCUGGGUCGGAGUGCAAGCCUUAGCUGAGCUCAAGACUGGGGACCGAAAUAGAGGAAAGGGUCCUGAGGCCCUGACCUGGAAAACUCAGGGCAAGGAGGAGAGGCAUCGGUGCCCCAGGUCUGUGCUCUGGGAGGGGCUGCCGCCGCGAGGGGCAGGUCAAGGUGUCUGGGCCUGGUGUUCAGAGGAAGCCGAGCCACUGGCACUGUGUCCUGGUGAGCAGGGUGGGGAAGCUGGGAGUGCCUGGGGGCCUAAGACUCUGGCUAAGGCUGUUCCUGUCUACACUUGGGCCUGGGGACCCUUGGGGGCGAUUGCUGCCAUCUUGGAUCCCGAAGAACACUCCAGUCUCAGGCGCCAGUUCCUCUUCAGGUCCCAGGACACUGUUGGGAAUGCCAGCCCCUCCCUGCAGCCCUGUGCCCCAGGCUGUCCUCCCACAAGGCCCACACGCCCACCACCCCACAUGCUGCUUUCUUCUCAGAGGCCCAAGGCAGAGCUGGCUGCAGAGGCUGCUCACCACCUGAGCUCAGACUCGGGGGCAACCUCACCCACCUAGCCGCCAGAUCCCGCCACAGAGAACAUCCUCGGACACAGCUCCUCCCGCAGGGAUGGUGUGGCAGCCGCCCUGGGCAGUGCCCAGGGCUGGCGCCAUGAGGCUGCUUGCUGCACCUGCUAUCUGAAGCCACGGCUGGAGGCAGACACGCAGGGCAGCUGGGCCAGGGCUUCAGUGUUCAUUCCGCAGGUAACUGAGGACUACAGAGCCCCCGCCUGAGGACACUGCCACCCUGUCAGCACCGGGCGGCACUUCCCCAGCACAAUCAAGCGCCCCUUGCAGUGGGCCUGGGAUGUCUUUGAGGGGCUCUUCCAUCUGGCUGAUGAGACCAUCACCCAACACCCCAAACUUCUUCCUGUCUCUGCAGGGCCCAGUCUUCUCUGGCAGCCCCUGCUCUUGGUCCAGUUGCAGGACACACCCCUCCUCUGUGUGCUGGCGGCUGCUGACCUGUAUGCCCAGAUGCACGGGCUGCCUGGCUCACCCCAGACUGUGCUCAGGGGACGGCUGAAGUUCCUGCCACUGCCUGGCCCCCACCACCUGGGGAUCCCCUUCCCAACCGUGGGUAACCUGGAGCUGGCUCGGGCCGCUGCUGAAUUUGCUAGCCCUCAUCUGGGGUUCAGAACAAAUGUCCUGUCUUUGGCAGAGCAAGGAACCAUGGGCCGGAUUAUCCCAGCCAUUGCCACCACUACAGUGGCUGUGGUAGGCCUGCUGGGCCCGGAGCUGUAUAAAGCCUUGUCAGGCAAUGGCCCCCAGUGCCUGACCCAUCUGACUGAAAACUGCUUUAGCCACCAGGUGCCUCGCGCCCCAGCCAUCCAGAAGGUGCGUUUCCAUCACCUGAGGUGGACCUGUUGGGACCCCCGGACGGUGCCUGCUGGGCGGCCGGAGAGGAGCCUGGAGUGGUUGCCCGCCCGUCUCCAGGAGCAACAUGGGCUGAGGGCAAAGAUGCCGCUUCAUGGCUGGGCCCUGCUCCGUUUGGCAGGAUGGUCACGAAAGCAGGCACGGCACCUGCGCCUCGGGUUGGAGUCCACGCCAAGCCACACUCCAUCUGCCACAGCUCAGCUACUCCGUGUCCCCCACUCCGCCAGGAUGAUGGAGCUGGCACAGCAGGUGACAGGCCAGGUGCCCGAGCCCAGGCGGGUGCUCGUGGAGCUCAGCUGGGAGGGCGAGGACACCGCUUGCCCGCCUCUGCACUAUGAGCGGCGACAGGCAGCCCCACCACCC